AUGGCGGCCGAGGCUGGCGUGGCUGGAGUGCAGCUGCUGGACUUCCGUGGUGUCGGGAAGGUGCCGGCCUUCACGGGCAAGCGUGAGGAUGUCGAGGAUUGGAUCUUCCCGUUCGAGAGCUACUGCGGGCUGCUGGGGUGGACGGCAGGCCUGGAGCUGGCCAGCGACGCGGAGGAGCCUCUCGCCGCGGAGCAGAUCGGCGAGCAGGGCAUCCAGGUCGUCAGGAGCUUGUACCACCUGCUGGCCAGCACGACGAAGGGCACCGCGCAGAGCAUCGUGAAGCUUUGCCCGUGGGGUGAUGGCUUCGAGGCCAUGAGGAGGCUGUACAGGGAGCGCCGCACGAGGCUGAACGAGGAGCAUGGCCAGAUGCUCCAGCAGAUUCUGACGCCGCUCUGGUGGAAGGCGCGAGAAGGCAAUCAGCGCUUCACGGAAGAGGUCACGCAGAACAUGAAGACGAGCACGAUCUUGGCUCGCGCGCCCGACGACGGCAAGGCCAUGCUGAGGUCCGCGCAGAGGGAUGUGCGGAACGACAUCACAGAGAUGAGGAGCUGCAUGUUCGAGGCGGUGAUCGGCCAGAGUGGAGUGAUCGCAAAGCCGCCGACAUCAGGCAGGAGCGGCAACGACAUUGACGUCGACGCGAUCUCGAAGGGAGGCAAGGGCAAAGACGGCAAGGACAAGUGCCAGAUCUGCAACAAAGCGAACCACACGGACGGCAAAGGCAAAGGCAAGGACGUCAACACUGGGGAGGGCGACUACUACCACAAAACUGGCCACAAGAAGGCCGACUGCAGGAAGCGGCUCGCAGACGAGAAGGCGAAGAGCAACGCGGCGAUCGAACAGGACAGCACGGAGCCGAAGACGGUGGCCAAUAUCGAGUUUGCUGAGUACGCGUGCGAGAUCUACGACGACGACCAGCUCUACUGCAUGGCUAUGCGGGCAGACGACGCGGAGGCAGAGUGCUGCGCUAUGGACGGCACCACCUUCAUCGCGCUGGACACGGCGGGCGACUGCCACGUGGGCCCGGCCGCGUUCGGUGGGGGCUGCAGGAAGGCGGCGAGCGACGGGCCGAAGCUGCUGGGCGCGCAGAGGCAGGAUAUCAAGAUGGACUCCAUCGCGACGGUGCCGAUGGCGGUCGACGACGACAACGAGCCGACGAAGUUGCUGAAGGCGGACCUCAAGCUCGGGGACACGGUGUCGCAGCCGAUCCUCUCGCUGCUCGAGGUGAUGGACAAGGGUGCCGGAUUCUGGCUGAGCGCGAAGACGGGCGCGCGCAUGUGCCCUGGCGGCGACCUCAGCAAGGGCAUCCCGCUCACGAGGAGGAACAGCACGCUGGGUUUCAACGCGAAGACCUUCAGGACGACGAUGGAGGCGAAGAAGUUUGCGGCCAGCGUGGCAGCGGCGGACCAGCCGCGGCGGCUCCGCCUGGGCCAGCAGUCGCAGCGGCACCAGCUGGGCCAGCGCAGCCAGCGGCAGAACCAGCAGGACGUGGAGAACGAGUUGGACGCUGACCAGUUCUACAGCGAGGACAUGCGGACGAGGCUCGGAGAGCUAGGGGCGCCGAUCAACGGCAGGAAGGACGAGCUGCGGGCCAGGCAGAGAGACGCGGAGCGGAGGCCCCCGGCACAACAGAAAAAGAUGAAGGAGUUGGAGCGCAGGCAUGAGGAGUCCGCGCAGGGAGGGCCCGCGAUCGCACCGCGAGAAGUUGCAGGACCUGAGGCGCCGUCGGCGCCUUCGGACGCGGAACGCGCCGCCCGCGAGCUCUCGCACCUCGCGCGCGCGCCCUGGCGCGAGGCCCGCGCGCGCGGCAACGAGACGACCAAGCCGCGCAAGACGCUCGACUUCGACAAGGAGGACACGGGAACGGCCCAGAUCACCCUGGACUUCUGCUACCUGAAGACCAACACGGACUGGGCGGACAUCGGAGACGAGGAACCGCCGGCGGCGGACAUCUUCGCGACGACGAUCGUGAUGGCCAACAGGGACACGCUGAUGUUCAACGCGGUCUCGAUGCCGACGAAGGCGGUCAAGGACUGCGCAUUAGCCAGCGCGAGCUACUUCAUCGAAGGCACGCACCUCACGGCAGCGGACAUCAAGACGGACGGGGAGCCCACGAUCUUGAACUCGGUGGAGGAGGUGCGCAAGAGGCUGAGCAAGGGCGUCAAGCUGGAGCGCAACGGCAUGAAGAUCACAGCGGACGCACCCAUCUGGCGUUUGUUGACACGCUACGUGAGCUGGGCGACUUCUACCUACGCACCACGGGCCGAUGGGGGGGCAUCUCAUCAGGCAGCACUCGGAGUGACCUACAACGGCGAGGUUGUUCCAUUCGCGGAGACUGCACUGUUCAGGAUACGGGCCUCCCACGCGAGGCAGACCACGGCGACGCCUUCGAAGCGCAAGGGCGAGUCGAGCUUCGUGGCGAGAAUCUGGAUCGGGAAGCACAAGGAGAGCGACGAUCACUUGUUCCUGACGCCUGCGGGCUGGCAUCGCGCCAGGGGCCAGCGCUGCGAGCCGACGCGAAGGCAGACGAGACCUGCAGAGUGCGAGGACUUUGGCUCGCCUGGGGAGCGAGCGAGGCACGUGGAGGCGAUCUCGCUAGACGACCCCAUCGACUACAGCAUCCGGGGCGGCAUGGGGGCGGCAUCCUACGUCGCGACCAGCGGCCUGGACCUUGCGGUGGAGGUCAAGGGGGGGCGAGACGUUCUGGAGGCGCUGGCGCAUUGCGGCGCGCACAGGGACAUCCCGAGGAGCGAGGGCGGGGAGUUCAAGAUUCUCAAGGCUCGCUGGGAGCCGCAGAUGCGCGGCGGCGUCUGCGCGUGGAGGUACGUGGCCCAAGAGUUCGCGGCGAGCUCAUCAGCGCAGACAAGCAGGUUGGUGGACUUUGUCAGCAUCAAGGAGGAGAACCAAGGCACGUCCAUCGCGGACUGCGCGAAGGCUUACUAUCAGGCGGACCAGACGGAGAGGGUUUGCGCGGAGCCACCGCCAGAAUACUUGGCUACCUUAGCGGAGAUGGGGGGACCUACCGACAUCGCGUGGGCUCUAGACAAGAUGCUACCAGGACAGCGCGUGGCUGGCGCUAGGCGGGUAGACAAGGCGGCACGAACGCUGAAGGGCGAGGGCAUCGAGCGAUGUAAGUGCCAGCCGAAGCUCUACGUCCACAGGGAAAAUGAAACCCUGACCGAGGUACACAUGGGCGGCUUUCACGGAGAAAGGGCAGUGGCGAACCUAGACGGGGUGGUCAAGAGGCUGCAGGGGGCGUUCGACUUGAAGGCGACGGAUGCCAUCAGGCAGGAACGCUACUCGCACCUGAAGCGCGACAGGCUGAGGCUCGUGAACGGCGAUGUGAUGCUGCGACCGAACGUCAAGCACAUCGAUGACCUGAUCUACGUGAUCGGCAUGGAGAAUGCAAAGCUAGCGAAGGUUCCCAGCUUGAUGGAGGAGGACCCAGCCUGGAGUCCCGACCUGGGCGAGGUGGAGAACGCGAAGUUUCGCGCCCGCGUGGGGAUCUCGCUCUACAUCUCCCCCGACAGAGCGGACAUCCAGAGGGGCGUGCAGCUACUUGCGCGGAACUUGAGCCAGCCGACGGAGUUCCACAGGAAUCGCUUGGUGAAGUUGCAGCUGUUCACGGACGCGGACUUCGCCGCAUGCAAGACUACGAGGAGAGCGAUGACCUGCGGGAUCACGAGGCUGGACGGCGUGCACUUCGCGGCUUUCGCGCGACGGCAGGGAGUCCAGACCACAUCAUCAGGAGAGGCGGAGUUCUACGGGGCGACCUCUGUGGUGAUGGACGGCAAGCUCGUCAUGGACGCGCUGGAGCGGUUGGGCUACAAGGUGACCUGGGAGCUCGGGAUCGACAGCAGCGCAGCGAAGGCGAUGAUCAAUCGCGAGGGCGUCGGCAAGGCGAAGCGCCUGGACGCGGGGGCUCUGCGGGCUCAGCAAGAGCGGAAGGUGCACGGGCCCAACGUGAGGAAGGAGAGCGGCGAGAAGAACGUGGCCGACUUAGGCUCGACGGCUCAUCCUGUGGCGCGUUUUGAGCACCUGCGCGACUUGGCGGGCAUCGUGGACUCCUCAGAGAUGGACAAGCACAAGGAGCUUCAGGCGUGCUCGGUGGCAGCGAGCGCGAGCUGGGCGAGGCAGGUCCUAGUGGCCACCUUGCUGGCACAAGGGGCGACGCCGAGCUUGGCAACGACCUCUUGCGAGCUGGACUUUGACAGCCCGAGGGCCACCAGCCUGGUGGGAGUGAGGUUCCACGAUUGGAUCGAUGACCACCUGUGGACGAUCAUCCUGGCGAUCACACUGAUGGUGCUCAUGAUAGGCCUGGUGUGUGAAUGGCAAUGCAGGGCGAGGUGGGUUUCAGAGGACGCUGUAAAGCACGCGGAGAAGACGAUGAUGAUUGCUGGCACGAGCAGCAGAGACAAGGUAAAGCACGUGGAGAAGCCGACAACGAUUGCUGGCACGAGCAGCAACAACAAGGUGAAGUACACGGAGGAGCCGCCCACGGCAGAGAAGCAGAGCCAGGCGCCAUGCACCUACAGGCGAGCCGCGGAUGAGAUCAAGCUCGAGGUCAAUGGCAAGGAGAAGAAGGUUGUUGCCUCGCCGAAUCGCCGCGGGGGCGCGCAGGCUCCAGUGAGUGCACGGCCCCUCUCAGAGGCUCUCAGAGGAGGCUGGGGCCCGAAGGGCCCGGCGUGA
Molecule: messenger RNA, 4686 nt
Organism: Prorocentrum cordatum
Lineage: Eukaryota; Dinophyceae; Prorocentrales; Prorocentraceae
Source: the annotation of a GenBank genome assembly